AGAAGAAACGUUUCAGAGAUCUCUGAGGAAUAUGAAUUCUAAUGAUUCUCGGAUCUCCUAUAAGGAGGAAUCAGUAUUUUCGUUUGAAGAAGAAACGUUUGAGAGAUCUCUGAGGAAUAUCAAUUCUAAUGAUUCUCGGAUCUCCUAUAAGGAGGAAUCAGUAUUUUCGUUUGAAGAAGAAACGUUUGAGAGAUCUCUGAGGAAUAUCAAUUCUAAUGAUUCUCGGAUCUCCUAUAAGGAGGAAUCAGUAUUUUCGUUUGAAGAAGAAACGUUUGAGAGAUCCCUCAGGAAUAUCAAUUCUAAUGAUUCUCAGAUCUCCUAUAAGGAGGAAUCAGUAUUUUCGUUUGAAGAAGAAACGUUUGAGAGAUCUCUGAGGAAUAUCAAUUCUAAUGAUUCUCGGAUCUCCUAUAAGGAGGAAUCAGUAUUUUCGUUUGAAGAAGAAACGUUUGAGAGAUCUCUGAGGAAUAUCAAUUCUAAUGAUUCUCGGAUCUCCUAUAAGGAGGAAUCAGUAUUUUCGUUUGAAGAAGAAACGUUUGAGAGAUCCCUCAGGAAUAUCAAUUCUAAUGAUUCUCGGAUCUCCUAUAAGGAGGAAUCAGUAUUUUCGUUUGAAGAAGAAACGUUUGAGAGAUCUCUGAGGAAUAUCAAUUCUAAUGAUUCUCGGAUCUCCUAUAAGGAGGAAUCAGUAUUUUCGUUUGAAGAAGAAACGUUUGAGAGAUCUCUGAGUGCUGGUAGUGUCCAGUGUUCAUUUGAUUACGUAAACGCGUCUCAAAUCUCGGAGUAUUCUGAGUUUUUACGCUUCUUUGACAUGGAGUAUUCCUGGGAUUGUGGAAACCAACAUUCUGCCGGUGAACUCUUCCAAAUCUCACAGUCGUCUCAACAAAUGCUUCAAUCUUGCUCAACUGCAUUUCCAGAUAGCACAAAUGAAAGCAUCUAUGACGUGAAGAGAAAGCGUAACAUUUUGAAAGAAAAACUCAUCAAGUGGAAAAUCAUGAAAGAAAGCCAAGUCAAACCUUCCCAACCUUCAAAUGUGCCACGCGUCACUAGAGUUGUCGAUGGGGAAAACCUUGUUGAAGUUUGCAAGUCAAAAGGUGUGACAUACUACUUUAUCGAAAAUGGCUUGAUUGGCGAAGGUGGAUUUGGUGGAGUUUUCAAGGGUUAUGCCAUAAAAGGAACCAAAAAAACACCGGUCGCCCUGAAAUUUGUAAAGUAUAAAACGGUUCGUGAGUAUCGCAAGGAUAAAGACCUCGGUGAUGUACCAAGUGAAGUGUAUUUCCUGAAGAAGAUGAAAGAUCAUCCAAAUGUCAUCAAGUUCUAUCAUUAUCAGUUUUUAUCAUCUGAGGAAUUUGUGAUCAUUUGCGAAAGACCGACUCAUUGCAAAGAUCUCCGAAGCCUCAUGUGGGACGUUGGAGGUUUCUUCACCGAGGAUGAAACUCAACAAUGCAUGAAGAAGUUGGUCAACGUUGUAUUGGCGAUGUCCAAGAAGAACAUCGUUCAUCGUGAUCUGAAAUUGGAGAACAUCCUUUAUGAUUUUGAUACUGGUGAAAUCAAGUUGCUUGAUUUUGGAUUUGCAGGGUAUCAUAAACCUGGCAACCUAGUUGACGCAUUCUGUGGCACUCCAUACAAUAUGCCUCCAGAAUACAUUCUGCAUGAAUUGUAUGAUCCUUGCAAGGAAGCUGUGCGGUCUAUUGGAGUCAUGAUAUAUGAAAUGUUGCACGGCGAACCAGCUUUUACGGAUUACACAACAUUUGCAGAUGUUAUCUCAGGACCGCCAAAACUGGAUGAUUUAUCUGAAGAUUUGCAAGACCUAAUGAGAAAAUUAUUUAGCAUGGACCCAGCGGCCCGACCAAGUAUAAAAAAAGUUGCAAAGCACUCCUGGUUGCGAGUAAAGCGUUCAUUUACUGAACGACUGUCAUCCUUUUUCCGUCGUAUUUUCCACAGACGUCGUGGUUCGUACGACGUCUCUGCCGUCGCCAUGGCCAAACAAACGUCAUUCCAGGCUCUUCACCAAAGAGCUGGAAGCAAAUCGCCAACAAUCAGUGGCCAGUCAUCUGUUGGCCAGUCAUCGAACCAAUCCCAGAUAAACAGUCAGGAAUUGUUGGAGACGUCUAUGGAAGAAAAUUACAGGAAUGGCCGAUCACUGUCGAUGAGCCGGCCAGCCAUUGCGACCAGUAGUUACCAUUCUGAUGACAGGAUAUUCAGCUCCAGGCUUGUGGCUCCGGGUUCGCGAAAACGGAGCUGGAGUGGUUAG
This is a messenger RNA of Dendronephthya gigantea, 2248 nucleotides long. RefSeq lists its product as uncharacterized. The record is from RefSeq and is a predicted model, not a curated record. The transcript is spliced from 28 exons. Bases 32 to 2248 code for a protein of 738 amino acids. Gene Ontology annotation, cellular component: cytoplasm. Gene Ontology annotation, biological process: protein autophosphorylation. NCBI's taxonomy places the organism in Eukaryota, Metazoa, Cnidaria, Anthozoa, Malacalcyonacea, Nephtheidae. Gene Ontology annotation, molecular function: protein serine/threonine kinase activity; ATP binding.